This is a messenger RNA of Doryrhamphus excisus (bluestripe pipefish), 1958 nucleotides long. The record is from RefSeq and is a predicted model, not a curated record. Lineage: Eukaryota; Metazoa; Chordata; Actinopteri; Syngnathiformes; Syngnathidae.
CAACUCGAGAGUUAGAAGGCAUACGAUUUUCUUGCCUCUUUUGUCUAUUUUCAGUUAGUUGAAAACUAUUGUGUUAGCCAGCUAUUUUGUUUGUAUUUUUGGAAAUAAUAAUAAUUAUAAUUUCGUUACAAACAAAACGAGCUACGGACACGGCCUGUGGGAUUCAACUUCUGGCAGUGGACAAAGCUAAAGGCUCUCAAGCUAAUCAAACCUCUACACAUACCACCUAAACCUGCUCCCUGCGACACUGACCUGCUUCACCUAAUGAGCUACCAAUUACUACAAAUUAGGCGAGAGAGAGGACGCUCAUCUCAACAGGUCGGUGGGAUUGGGAUGCAGCAUGGCGCUCAAGCCCUUUAGGUGGACUUGCUGGGGUGUUUCGGAUCGUUGUCCUGCUGCAGAACCCAAGUUGGUUUCAGCUUGAGGUCACCAACAGAGGGCCGGACAUCACAGAAAGUCUGCCAGGUCCAGAAGCAGAAAAACAGUCCCAGACCAUCACACUACCACCACCAUAUUUUACUGUCGGGCCCCUCAGCAGCGAAGGCCCUCCAGUCCUGAUGGCUUCCAUUGCUCUCCUUCUCCUUCACACUUCAGUCAGGAGUCAGGAAUUUGGACCAGGGAGAACGAUACGUCCUAAAAGGAUUGGAAAGGCAACAAAUAUGGAAUUGCUGGCAUGUUCCUAACCUGCACCCGGGCCUCGGACAGCCCCAGCCUCUGGCUCAGCUCCUCCCGCAUGAAGGCGUCCGGGUAGUGGGUCUCGUCGAAGAGCCUCUCCAGCUCGUUGAGCUGCUCCAGGGUGAAGGGUGUGGCUUACUGAUACGUGGAAAUGACAAGACUGGAGCCCACGGAUGAGGACUUCUGACUCACUUCAUCACUAAAAUCACAGUCAGCUGACAGCCAACCAGCAUGGGUCGCCACACAUCCAGCAGUGACGAGGAAAGCAGGAGCAGAAAGAAACGGAAACAACGUCGCCGUUCAUCGUCCUCUUCAUCGUCGUCAUCCUCCGGAAGCAGGGUGACAAGCAGCAGGAGCCACAGGUCCAACCGCCGGAGCCGAUCACGGUCCAGGGACAGGAGACGGAAGAGACGCUCCAGCAGCAGCUCGUCUCACAGUUCAUCUCGCAGGAGGAGGAGUCGUAGCGGCGACAAGGGGAGGAGCCGCCGCUCGCACAGGUCACGCAGCCGAGACAGACGGUCCCACUCUCGCCACCGGCGUUCCCGCAGCCGGAGCCACGGCCGCCGUAGGAGCCGCAGCAGAGAGCGGAGCAAUCGCAGCCGACACAAGGGCCGCGACCGGGACAAAGACAAGGAUAGGGACAAGGGACGGGACCGAGGCGGCGAGAGGAGCAAGGACAAGUCUGAGAAAAAGGGGGACGCCGGACUCAUGAAAGCGAGAUUAGAACAUUUGACGCCGGCAGAGCAGGCUAAAGUUCGAAUGCAGAUGGUCCUCCAGGCUGCAGCCAAGACAGAUGAAGUUCUCAAGGCCAAACUAGGCAAGCUAGAGGAAGAGGCCCGAAGAAAGUUGGAAACUGAUGGAAGUUCUCUGGAGGACCAAGUGCGAAGGAUAAAGGACAUCGAGGCCAUCGAGAGCGACUCCUUUGUUCAGCAGGCUUUCAAAUCAUCCCGGGACGGUAUCAAGACGGAGCCCGUGGUGAAGCAGGAGUCGGACCGCUCGGACCCUGUGGACGUCCACCUUUCCACAUCCAUCGUCUACAACGACACCGAUACUCUGGCUCAUCCUGCCCUGUUCAUGGACAAAGACAAAGCCGAGGAGCUGUGGCUCAACAGACUGCGGUCCCUACGCCAGGAGAGACUCAUGGGAAGUCCUGUGUCCUAACAUUGAAGCUGCAUUUCCUUCAUUUCCUUCUGCUGUUAAAUGAUGGUCACAUAGGAAUUGAUCAUGUUUGUUGUGUUUAUCUCUUCUUAGAGCACCUUUAAUAAAGUUGUCUUCUGCUUGCA